GGCCGACCGGAUGUUGUUUCUUCUUCCGUGUCGGACGGUUUAAGCUGUGGCACACUGCUGCUAUCGCUGGUCGAAAUGGCGUCCGGAUACUUACUAAAUCGUGGUGUGCUAACAUUAGGAAUUCAUUGUCAGCGUGUUUGCAGAAACGUAUCAUUGACACAAGUUAGAGAGAAAAAGCGAUGGAUGAAAUCAUACACACACCUCAUGGCAAGGAAGUUAAAGUUUGAAGGACCUCCACCACCGAAGCCACGCUCUCUAAAGCCUCACUGGGAUUACCAUGCUGAGGUUCAGGCCUUUAGCAACCGACUCCACGAGAACUUUUCCCUGGAGACACUGAAAAGAGCCUUCAUCAAUCCCUGUUACCUGCACGCAGAGCUAGAGAGGAGACGGGGUCUAGGCGUGGACUCUGAGACCACUGCUCUUGUUCUGAAAGAUAAUCUUCAGCUGAGUGAAAAGGGAGCGGGUUUCACGAAAAGCUUCCUGACCGACUGGUGCAGGGCCAGCUUCCCGAGCCUGCCAAGUGAGGGGGUGGAGAGUAUCGUGGGGCACCUCUCUAGUGCAACAGUUGUGACCUAUGUAGCAAGAAAUCUCGGCCUUGAAGACCUAACCAUGAGUGCAGAAUGUCCUGUUCCUGAUGAUGUGCUUCAUUCUACCUUCAUGGCAGUAAUUGGAGCUCUGCAGGAGAGCAGUGGAGCAGAGCAAACUGGAUUGUUCCUCAGGGAUAUCCUGGUCACUCAGCUGAUUGGGAAGGACCUGUUUGAUAUGUGGACAGUUGUCAACCCCAUGGGACUAUUGGUGGAGGAGCUCACUAAGAAAAACGUUUCACUGCCAGAGCCUCGGCUCAUCAGGUCUGCAGGAGCCGGUACCGUCCUGCCACUAUACUUUGUCGGCUUGUACAGCGACAAGAAUCUUCUGGCUCAGGGUCCAGGGGAGACUCUUGUAGCAGCUGAGGAAGAGGCUGCUCGCGUGGCCCUCCGGAAACUCUACGGCUACACUGAGAACCGCAGACCCUUUGACUUCUCUCCACUACAGCAGCAUCAGCAGUCAUUAAUUGAAGCAGUCGGCAGCAAUUAAUGAAGUAAAAACUCUUAUGCUGAAGCAGAAAAUCAUUUAAAAGUGGCAUGAAUCUACUGAAGAGAUCAUUUAAGAUAUAGUACAUCUCGUUUGUGGAUCAGAACCUUGCUGCGGAUUGUAGAGAAAAGGUUAAGGAACAUAAGUUCACCAUCUACCUUAUUAAACAUUACUCCAACAGCACUUGUCAGGUGUUUCUUUUUGGUAUUUAAAUGUCAGUCCCCGGGACAAAGGAGAACAAAAUAAAUGUUAUUGUACACUUAAAAACUGUGACUAUAGCGUAAGAUCCAGGUUUUCACUGUAUCAGACAGAAAUCUAAGUGUUUUUGAAUUAAUUUGAUAACAUAUUCAAGAUUAAAGUCCACUGGUGCAGAAGAUUACCUUUGCUAACAACCUAUUCAGCAGUUCAGCAAAAACAGUCCUGAUAUGUUAGUCCUUGUAAAUAAUACAAUUGUCAUUUGGUUUGCUUGGUAUUCUGUUUAAAAAAUCUUAUUAAAAAGUAAUAAGUAUGUA
This is a messenger RNA of Cottoperca gobio, 1583 nucleotides long. RefSeq names its product mitochondrial ribosomal protein L44 (gene mrpl44). The transcript has 4 exons. Gene Ontology annotation, cellular component: mitochondrial large ribosomal subunit; microprocessor complex; nucleus. The record is from RefSeq and is a predicted model, not a curated record. The coding region runs from base 76 to 1074 and encodes 332 amino acids. Gene Ontology annotation, molecular function: ribonuclease III activity; double-stranded RNA binding. Gene Ontology annotation, biological process: mitochondrial translational elongation; RNA processing. Lineage: Eukaryota; Metazoa; Chordata; Actinopteri; Perciformes; Bovichtidae.